AUGGCCGCCGAACGUGGGGCAGAUGCCGAAGCGCGCAGGCCGAGCGAGAGCUGCAGACAGCCGGCGGGCGAGGAUGAUCCAGCAGCGGCGAUGAUUGUCUGGCCGCGAGUCACCAUAUCUAUCAUCGCCCCCAACCAUGAACUCGACCAAGAACUCCUCACCCUCGACCUUCCCCCCGGUCUUUCGAUAGCCGACCUCAAAGCCUUCGUCACCGCCGAGACCAACUUCCCCCAAGCGACUCAGCAGUUCUACCUCAACAACCAAGUCAUCUCCGGCGACAACAAGACCUUAGAAGAAGCUGGGAUCAAGGAUGGCGACAUGCUAGCUAUGCUCAUGCGUCAGCCACAGCAACAACAGAACAACAUGGGGUCACAGCGACGUCAGCCGCAACAGCAGCAGCAGCAGCAGCAGAGGGGACCCACGAGCCCGCAAGAGAUCGAGACCACUCGUCUGAGCAUACUGGGAAACCCAGGCGCCAUGGCUCAAGUGCGGUCGAACAAGCCAGCACUGGCAGAGGCCAUCAACGACAGCGAGCGCUUUCGUGAGGUGUGGUUGGAGAUGUUGCGAGAAGAUGCGGAUCGUGAGAACGAGCGGAUGGAGCAGAUGAGGCUGCUGAACGAGGACCCGUUCAACAUCGAGGCACAAGCAAAGAUCGAGGAGAUGAUCCGGCAGCAGUCGGUGCAGGAGAAUCUGCAGUUUGCAUACGAGCACAGCCCAGAGGCCACGAUCGACCUCAAGCAAAACAAGCUCAUCUUCGGUGACGACAAUGAGGUGAGCUUCUUGGGAGAGGCCGACAUUCCAAAGUAUAUGGAGGAAGCCGAGCCCACCAUCGCUGGACCAAACGGCACAGAGAUUGGCGCUCAGUCGGGCACCGUCAAGCCAGCUGGAAGCUCCAGUGCUGCUGCAUCGUCUUCUGGCACGAAUGGCUCGUUCCAGGGUCAAGGUCAGACGCUUGGAGCAGGAAAGGCACCUGCAGGAUCGAGCACACCCGCAGCCUCGGCAGGUGCGGCGCCAGCAGCAUCACGGCAUCCCAAAGAAGCCAUCGAUCAGUUGAUAGGGCUGGGAUUCAACCGGCAGCAAGCCAUUGCAGCGCUGGAUGCGUGCGAUGGCAACGUCGAGUAUGCGGCUGGUCUUCUGUUCCAAGGCUGA
Messenger RNA from Zasmidium cellare ATCC 36951, 1149 nucleotides. RefSeq lists its product as uncharacterized. The record is from RefSeq and is a predicted model, not a curated record. Gene Ontology annotation, molecular function: protein binding. The coding region runs from base 1 to 1149 and encodes 382 amino acids. The transcript is spliced from 3 exons. Lineage: Eukaryota; Fungi; Ascomycota; Dothideomycetes; Mycosphaerellales; Mycosphaerellaceae.